Psylliodes chrysocephalus is the source of this 1602-nucleotide messenger RNA. The record is from the annotation of a GenBank genome assembly. Lineage: Eukaryota; Metazoa; Arthropoda; Insecta; Coleoptera; Chrysomelidae.
UCAAAAAUAAUUCAAUUUUUAUUUUGUGGCUGUGGCUAUAUUUGUGAUUUGGCAACGUGUUAAAAAAUUUAAUUUGACAAAAAUGGUGUUGGUUUAUGAUUUAUGAUUUGUUGUGUUGUGAAAAUAAAAUAUUUUAAAUAAUGCAAUAAAAUGGUGGAUAGAAACGAAAAGUUUCUUAGCGAACUAUUGAAAUAUCCAGGAAAUAGUAUAUGCGCGGAUUGUGCAGCUAAAAAUCCAGAAUGGGCAUCAUACAACAUUGGUAUAUUCAUAUGCACAAGAUGUUCUGGAGUUCACAGAAGUAUGGGUGUCCAUAUAAGCAAAGUCAAGCAUCUUAAACUAGACAGAUGGGAAGAUUCACAAGUGGAAAGGAUGAAGGAAGUUGGAAAUUCAAAGGCAAAAUUGAAAUAUGAAGAAAGAGUACCUCCAUGUUAUAGGAGACCAAAAGAAGAUGAUCCACAGGUGUUGAUUGAACAAUGGAUCCGUGCAAAGUAUCAAAGAGAGGAGUUUUGUCAUCCCGAGAGACAAAUAUAUACCAGUGGAAAUAUGCAAGGUUUUUUAAUGAAAAGAGGAAAAGAAGACAGCAAAUAUCAAGCUAGAAAGUUUGUUUUAAGUGAAGCAGAUGAUACACUGAAAUAUUUUGUUAGGGAAAAUAAGGAGCCAAAAGCUAUUCUUCGAAUAUCAGAAUUAAAUGUGGUGUUUGCUCCAGAAAAAAUAGGGUAUAGUAAUUUUAGGUACCCCAAUUCCUUGCAGCUGACUUUUUUAAAAGACGGAACAACGCGACACAUUUAUGUCUAUCAUGAUGAACCAGAAAUAAUUACCAAUUGGUACAUGGCAGUGAGAUGUGCCAAACUUCAUAGGCUACAAGUUGCCUAUCCUUCAGCGAGUGAAUGUGACCUAGUAAAUUAUUUGACAGACGAUUUUGCCAAAGAAGGUUGGUUGUUUAAAACCGGACCUAGAACAUCGGAUGGAUUUAAAAAGAGAUGGUUUACAUUAGAUAAUCGAAAGUUAAUGUACCACGAUGAACCUUUGGAUGCAUAUCCAAAAGGAGAAAUAUUUUUAGGCCAUUCACUAGAUGGGUACAGCAUUCGAAUAGGAGUUUCCGUGGGAGUUAAAGAUCAAGGAUUUUCAUUUUCACUUACGACCCCUGAAAGAGUGUAUAAUUUAUCUGCACAGACUGAACAUGACAGGGAUCACUGGAUUGAAGUGAUACAAAGAGUGAUCGACAGACCACUAACACCUCAAGACUCAGCAAUCUCUGGGCGGCUAAUAAGGAAGAGAGCCAACACCAAUUCAAUAAAUAUUUUCUCCCAAAGGUAGUUAAGACAUAAAUAUGAACAAAUAAUGUUUCUAUUGACCUAGUCUUAUAUUAUAGUUUAAGAAAAUGAUGUAUCACAUAAAUAUCCAACCUUCUCAUUAAUACUCAAAAUACAUAUAUAAUUUUUUAUUUUAUUAAUAUUGUUUUGUAGUGAAAAAUAUCUCGAGUCAAGGUUAUAAGAGUAAAUGAGUUAUUAAGAACUAUAGAUGGUCAAACGCCAACAUGAAAUUAUGAAAUUUAAACUUUACAUAUAUUUAUACUUUAUAAUAAAUCUACUUUUUAAGCUG